GUGGGAACUGUAUUCGUAUGGGGACCUCAAUUUGCCCCGGGGAAUUCCUUUGACUCGCUAUAUAAACCACGGGAUACUUCUUGAUCUCUCACCAUGGCACCUGCGCCUCUUCUUCAAACUAGUGCCCCUGCACCCACCUCUUUCCCGCAAAAGGCCUCCAUGGAUGUGGCAGAGGACUAUGAUGGACAGUAUCGCUUUGCUCCCAUUCAGGAGUCCCAAGUCUCAAGGGCCAUGAUCAAGCGGUACUUUGAGACCAUGUACGACAGAGCGAUUUCCGACGUCGUUAUUGUCGGUGCUGGAAGUGCAGGUCUCACCUGUGCUUAUCAUCUAGCUUCCACUCGCCCCGACCUUAAAGUCACUAUUAUCGAAGCCAAUGUCGCGCCUGGAGGUGGAGCGUGGCUGGGUGGGCAGCUCAUGUCUCCCAUGAUAAUUCGCAAGCCGGCUGACGCAUUCCUCAGGGAGCUCGACGUUCCCUACGAGGAUGAAGGUCCUUUCGUAGUAGUAAAACACGCAGCGCUGUUCACCUCUACCCUGCUGUCUGCUGUCCUCAAGCUUCCUAACGUCGUUUUGAUGAACGCCACGGCCGUAGAGGACCUCAUUAUCCACGAAGACUUUGCAGGAAAACAACGCGUAGCCGGCGUGGUCACCAACUGGACUCUUGUAGCUCUGAACCAUGACACUCAAUCGUGCAUGGAUCCCAACACCAUUACUGCACCAGUCAUUGUAUCCGCUACCGGGCAUGACGGACCCAUGGGCGCAUUUUCCGCCAAGAGGCUCGUCAGCGCGGGUCUCUUGAAAGAGCUGGGAAACAUGCGAGGUUUGGAUAUGAACCGCGCCGAGCCAGCCAUUGUGAACAACACUCGCCAGGUAGCUCCGGGCCUUAUCAUGACUGGCAUGGAACUCUCGGAGCACGACGGAUCCAACCGAAUGGGUCCCACUUUUGGGGCUAUGAUUGGUAGUGGAAUCAAAGCGGCCAAGGAAGCUAUUCGUGCUUACGAUGCUGCGAAAAUCGUAGGUGGAAAAGUCGUUGGAUAAGCUGAAUGAAUGUAUAAAUGUAAAUUGUACUUGUACCAAGAGAAUUUUCUUGAAUACGUUCGAUCAUACACGCGAUCGUAAUCGAUGACGCGUCCAGCCCUUACCUAACUUGAUACAGUACUACCACCAUGGGUAUGGAAUUGCCUUCACCAGACAGCCCUAGGGAACAAGUCCGUGUCUUGAUGGACCGGAAAUCCAACAUCGAGGCGGAGCUGGAGGCUCAGCUAUCUAUUCUGAAAGCAAACUCA
This is a messenger RNA of Desarmillaria tabescens, 1283 nucleotides long. Its product is annotated as thiazole biosynthetic enzyme. The record is from RefSeq and is a predicted model, not a curated record. Gene Ontology annotation, biological process: thiamine biosynthetic process. The coding region runs from base 94 to 1035 and encodes 313 amino acids. The transcript is spliced from 4 exons. Lineage: Eukaryota; Fungi; Basidiomycota; Agaricomycetes; Agaricales; Physalacriaceae.